Molecule: messenger RNA, 5404 nt
Organism: Beta vulgaris subsp. vulgaris (sugar beet)
Lineage: Eukaryota; Viridiplantae; Streptophyta; Magnoliopsida; Caryophyllales; Amaranthaceae
Exons: 4
Coding region: 1851-5057 (1068 amino acids)
Source: RefSeq, a predicted model, not a curated record
AAAUUGAUCUGUUCUGUUGAUUGAUUGUCUGGAGGACAGUGUUGGUUAGCAGAGUUGUUCUCCGUGGGUAGUGGCCUCUAGAGGCUUAUGAUGACAUAUGGGACUAUUGGCCUCCCUGGUAGUGUUUUGAGCUUAUCACAUGCAUUUGCGUAUUUUCUUGAAUAGAGGGAUAACUCUUGGGAUAUAGUGGUAUUGGACUGCUCUAUAUUUUGGGUGAGGGACAACUUUAGGAAUCUGCUUUGCUGGGAUAUCUUACGAAUAGUACUGUUUGAAUUUUCAAAGCAUGCCACUGAAAUGUAAUACACAUUGUUGCAUGGUUACCGUUGUUUGGUAAUCUAUCGACUGCAAGUAGGCUUUUUUAUUAAUAGUGUACUGCCUUUUCAAAAGUUUCAUUUUAGAGCCACACUUGUGAGAUUUAUAAACUUGUACUGCUAUACAUAUAUGUAUAGUUUUCUUAGUGUCAAGUUCAUUCUCUGCUUCUCUUUAUCGUAAUUAAACUGGUUUACUGGAGGCUUUUCCCAGGGAAAGCUAUUCUUAUAAUGUGGCAGAUAAUUCAAUAUCUCAUUAGUCAUAAACAUGUGUUUCAUUUUAUGGAAUAAAAUCUGGAUACAGCUGCAGGAUUUCUUUUUUGGUUCAUUUGGGGAGGGCGUGGUCUGCUGGUAGUCAAACAACAUGGUAAUAUAGACAAUGAGGAUUGUUAGAUUUGGUUGCUGUUGUUUCUCUCUGAUCCUUGAAGAGAAUGGGAAUGGAACUAAUGCAACAUUUUUAUAGGGCUUAAGUAGAGAUGAAGUAGUAGAUUGACUUAGAUCACAAAGCAAGAAAUGUUUGAGGGAUACUUUCUUUUAAUGGGAAUGAGUCCUGCCAAUCUGCUAUAGAAGGUAAAUUCAAUAAACAGGAAAAGAAACGAUGUUUGUAUGGUGAUGGUUCAUAGAUCUUAGAUUACAAGUCCCAAUCUAGAAAUGUUCAAAAUUUUCAACUGGUAUUAUCCCCCCCGGGGGGGGGGGGGGGGGGAGGUAUGGCUGAAUAGCCGUGUGCUCAAUGUGGGGAAUUUUCAUGCACUUUCCUUUUCUACUCUGGGCCCCUCGAUAUGUUCAAAAUGUCAGAGUAUAUUGUUUCGCAGAGAAACCUAUCUGAUUCUCCUUGUUAGCGACCUUUUCAUCCUGGUGCGAGUAUUGCCUUCUAUGAUUCUCAAGUUAUAUUCUGCUUUAUGAUGAUAGAUAUGACACGUAAAUCUUUCUUUUGACUUUAAGGCUGAAUAUAACUUGUAGUCAUUAUCAGGGUGUCCUAUUGGCUUAACAUAACCUAAUUUUCUCCUAUUGACAUGGGAAUUGGGAGAUGCUUGUCCAGAUAGAAUGUGAUCCCCAGUUGCGACCUAACCCCCAUGGAAUAUGUAUCUCAUCUAGAGUUGGCAAUUUGCGUCAAUGGAUCAAGUUCGGGUUUGAUUUUGGGCUAAGCUCAAAAUAUGUUAAUAUUAAUUUAAAAGUAGAUAAUUUUACAAAAUAUGGUAUAUGUGUCGGAUCGGGUGGAUUUUAGGGUGUUCAGGUGCAGUUGGAGUCGAGUUUGGGUUUCUUUUUAUAACAUUAGCUCGGGUUAUUGGUCUUGUCAGAAAUUGCCCGCUCUAAUUUAUCAUUGAGCUGUAUGUAUAUACUCUAAUAUCUCAUCUCUUCUUGACCUGAGAGGCUCGGACGAUGCAACGUCAGAUGCCAUGGUUGUUUGGAUUCAUGAGGUUCUUUACUGAAGUUCUAUAUUCCUGAGGUUGCUUAGGGUCAAACAAGUUGGCAUAUGAUGUUGGAUAGUGAGCUGUUAAUCUCUGCAAAGAUGUCUAUGUUUGUAUCAAUUAUGUGAGCUACAUGACGUGUAAACUGUUGCAAGAGGAUCCUUAUGGGGAUUUCGGGACUAUUUACUGGUGGGUAUGCAGGAGGCAUUGCUUAGAAGAAUACAAGUUUCUGUUGUUUUAUUACCCUUCUCCAAUCAGAAUGGGAACAAAGGUGCAGACUGAGAAUUACUUGCCUGCACAUUACUCAAUGAAGGACCUUAAUUGUGAAUCUAAUGGUGCUAGUUGGCCUUCUUGUUUCGGCGAGAAUAAUUUAUCCAACGGACAAUUCUAUUAUGGUUUUCUGCCUAGGACUGUUGCUGAUACACAGACAGGAUAUGAGAAAGAUCUUGUAAAGCAAACAAUGAUUGAGCAUGAAGCCAUAUUUAAGAAUCAGGUCUAUGAACUACAUCGACUAUACAGAGUACAAAGAGAUCUGAUGGAUGAGUUCAGGAGGAAAGAACAAAUUAAACGGCGAAUUCCCUAUGAAACAUCAUCUUCUUCAAGCCCUGUACCAUCCCAAUUGCAAUAUGAGGAUGUGCAAAGAUGGAAUGGUCCAACUUUCCCGUUGUCAAACUCAGUUUGUGGUAGACCUCUCAUUUCAGUUCCCGAUGCUGUUCACUCUUCACCAUAUUCUGCUAAAGGAAAGAGCAUACAAGCUGGGCCAAGUACAUUGCCGAAUUGCUAUAGUCCAAAGAACUCCGAGUCAGAGUCCAGACCCACAAAACUUAGAAGACGAAUGCUUGAUCUGCAACUCCCAGCUGACGAGUAUAUUGACACAGAUGAAGUGGAGCAAUCCAAUGAUGUCAAGGAUUCUGAUAAUAUAAGCCCAUCCCCUGAUAAAAAUAGAAAGUUUGCAACAGGGAAUGGCAAACUAUCUAUGGUCUAUCCUGGAAAAACUGAAUGUCAGGGAGAUGCUUCAAGAUCUGAUCUUCAUGUCAGUAAAUCUAGGGCUCUGGCAGACUUGAAUGAGCCUCUACAUGUGGAAGAAGCAACCUCUGUCUCAUCUGUUGACUUCUUGCACUGUGGUGGCAGUCGCCGUGACGUUCAGUUCGGGGAUCUUUCUACAAAAUUUUUGAGUUCAUCUAAGGAUGUUCCUCAGAACCCCAAAAAUGGCUGCAUGAAUGGGACUUUGAAUAAUGUCAGCUUUGAAAAUAAAGCUAAUGGCCCUGACUGGUUCAGCUAUGCAUUAGAAUCAGAACAUAAAGGCAGUAUGAGAUCCAUCAAUCAAGGAAUCUGUCCAGUAAAGAUGCCUGUGCCAUCUCAGCCAGUGCAUAUACUUCUUGAUCAAGCUUGUCAACCUCCGGCUUUUCUGACCGGUGAUGUCAAGGGAAGUCCAUGGAAAGCAAAAUCUGGUAGUAAUGUUGAAAAGUCUGAGAGAGGUUAUUCUCUGUCCAGCUACAAUGUUCCUGGAUCAGUUGCUUCUCAUCUUCCAAAUCAACCUGGAUAUUUUCAUCCCUCUGAUUUAAACAAGUCAUGGGAUCAAUGUGCCUCAGCUUGGGGGAAACCCGGAAGCUUCCUUAGCCAAAAGCCCAUAUCAGUGCAAGCAAGUCCAUAUCUAACUUCUUCUUCCUUGAGCAAGAGUCCUCAAUCGUCCGCCCAGAGCAAUGACUUGUUUGGUAAUAAUAAGUGGAAUCUAAAUAGCAGCCCUUCAGCUUUGGGAAGUGAAAUGCCUGUGAGAAAUGGGUUUUAUGAAGGUUCAUCAUAUGCUUUUAAAGGCAUUGAUUAUGUAAAUAACAAUUACAUUGAUAAAAAGGUGCCUUGCUCCAGUAUCCACCACUUCAGAUCUUCAAGUUGUACUGAUAUGAAUCCCGUUAAAGAUAUGAACUUGAAUGUGGCACUUCCAAAUGGUGUGUCUGACGAUCAUUUUAACCAGCAAAGUGGUAGGAACAUAGACAAGAAUCACAAGUCGGAGGAUCCUCUAGCUGUUUUGCCGUGGCUUAGAGGAAAGGGUACUUGCAAUGACGAGGCGGAGAAAUCAAGGAAAGCUCUCAACUCACUGGAACCAGAUCUUUCUCGAUGGGGUUCUUCAGCUGCAUUAAAUUCAUGUGAGGGUGAUGCUAAAGCGAAGAUAGCUGAUGGUAGCAGAAAAAUUCUUGGGGUAGCCAUUUUUGAAAACCCUCCAACACCGAAGAAAGAGAUCUCAAAACCUUUAGUUACUCACAAUUGUUCAGUAAACAAGGAGAGUGCAACUAGUGGAAGAAAAGGUGGUUUUGAUAUGAAUGUACCUUGUGAGCUUUCAGAUGAGGAAGAAGUUGUGGUUGUAGAGGCAAAGAUUAAAACUGAAUUUGCUACUCCGAGACAUUAUUUUGAUCUCAAUUCAUGCUUAACCGAGGAGGAAAUUCCAUGUGAAAUCUCUUAUGCAGAGAAGAGAACCUCUGUAAGGGUUGGUACUGGUAUAGAUUUGGAAGCCCCCUUCAUUCUUGAAGACGAGGAGGUUGAAGAUUGUUUAAUAAAGGAGACACAGAAAGAGGCGGAGCUACCCCAACAUAAUGCUGAUGAUGGAGAGAACAAACUUGCCGAGUCAGCAGCAGCGGCAAUUGUUACCAUGUCAUCAUUUGUUAACCUAGAACAAUCUGAGGAAGCAACUUGUCUUCAAAUAGAAACUGACAUGGAUGAUCCCCUUCAGUGGUUUGUUGAUAUUGCUUGUUGUAAUGGAGAUAAUGUUGAAAAUGGGGAUUGGUUACCUGAAGGUUUGGAUGAUUUCGAAUUGAUGACUUUGAGACAGAAAGAGUGCAAUGAAGAGGAGUACUUUCCUAAACCGAGCUUUCCCGAAAUUCCAAAUGUUGAAGAAAAAGGGACAUGCCUCUUAACUAGUACUAGAACACGAAAAGGACAUGGUCGUCGAGGAAGACAAAGAAGGGACUUUCAGAGAGACAUUCUGCCGGGCCUUACAUCACUUUCUAGGCACGAAGUAACUGAAGAUCUUCAGAUGUUUGGAGGCCUAAUGAGAGCUACAGGUCAUCCUUGGCAUUCUGGGCCAAAUCGCAGGAAUGCUACUAGAAAUGGUUGCGGUAGAGGCAGGCGACGAGCUGUUGUAGCAGCCGCCCCUGCACCAGCAAGCACAGUAUGUGCUCUUCCAUUGAAGCAACAACAGCAGCAGCAGCAGCAGCUACAGAAUAACAAUACAGAGGUGGGUUUGGAGGAUAGAAGCCUAACGGGAUGGGGAAAGACAACUAGACGUCCCCGAAGACAAAGGUACCCUGCAGGUAAUCCUGCCCCUCCUCCUGUACCUUUGACCUAAUUUAUUUGGUGGAGAUUUAUGUAUCGACGAACAUAUAGAGGGACAAUACUGGAGUAGAGUUGUUCGUUAAGGCGUCUGAAACUGAGCUUUUCCUUUUUCCUUCUUUUUUUCUAGUGAAAAAGGGGAUUGUCUUUGUACAUGUUCUGUAGCCCAAAAUUUGGGUCCCCUUUAAUUAUGUGGCUUUGCAACCAACUUUGUAUUGUUUCAUGAAUAAUGUUGCAUGGGUUUCUUGUCCUAGCUUAUGUGCAUGAGCUAAUGAACUAAAGCAGAAUAUGCACCGGUGUGCUUGUCAUCAAAUGUUAAGGCAGUGUUAUGCUGUAUGAUACUAUUGAUUUCCGCUUGUUUCA